AUGAACUACUACAUUCCGCGAUGGUGGUUCCUUCUAUGUGUGCUGUCAUCUGUUGUGAGCAUCACAAUUUCUGCGUUCUCAAUAUCGCAGCAGCUCCUCAACUAUAGAAAGCCUUAUGAGCAGCGUUUGGUCAUAAGGAUCCAGCUGAUGGUUCCUCUCUUCUGUGUGACGUGCCUGCUAGCAUGCGUGAUACCACAAUGGUCAGAGGUUUGGAUCAACCCCAUACGUGAAAUCUACGAGGCGUUCGUGAUAUACACCUUCUUCUCGCUGCUAACGCUGAUUUUAGGAGGGGAGCGUAAAAUCAUAACGGAACUGUCAAUGGGGAAACCGCCUAUGCGUCACCCAAUUCCAGUAUUAGGUUCCUUUAUUUCUGCCGUAGAUAUGUCAGAUCCUAAUGACUUUCUGAGCAUCAAAAGGGGAAUUUUGCAAUACGUGUGGAUUAAGCCUUUUUACUGUUUGGGCAACAUCAUCUGUAUGAAGUAUGAGUGGAAGCGAGAAUUUUGGAGCCUGUUUUGGACUAUUGUCUACAAUGUUUCAGCUAGCUUAUCACUUUACAACUUAGCUCUGUUCUGGAAGUGCCUUUACGGAGACCUGCAGAAGUACAACCCAUGGUCGAAAUUCCUGUGUGUUAAGCUCAUUAUCUUCGCAUCAUAUUGGCAGGAAAUUCUGAUCUCAGUCCUAAGCAAGUACGGAGUUAUAAGACAUGACUCAGACGUGGAUUAUGGGUAUGUUUACCAAAAUGCAGUGUUGUGUGUGGAAAUGAUAGGAUUCGCCAUUGGUCACCUUUAUGCAUUCAUUUGGACGACUUACGAUUCAAAGAGGAUACCCGAGGGAGCACGUUUGCGCUUCUAUUCUGCUGUCAAGGAUUGCUUCGGAUUUGGAGAUCUAAUUUGGGACUUUAGGGUGACAUUUCUCGGUAACUUGUAUAGUUACCGAAAUUUCAACUCGGCAGAGGCAGUGGUGGCCCAUUUGGAUGCGAGGUCCCGCCUUAAUAGACUGCAAGCGGGGCUAAGGUACACGGAUGGUGGCAGAGAGAAUUACUGGGUCAACGAAGGUGACCAAUCACCAGCUUCGUCCCGCUACGGGAGUGUUGGGGAAGAUGAUUCGUGGACAGAAAUUUCGCCAACUGGUUUUGUUCCUGAGGACCCUAAUUACCCAGUCAAGUGGGAUGUUGAUGCACACAAAUAUAGUAGGGACAUCGAAAGGCUGCGACAGAACACAAGGAGAGCAUAUCCAGGCUAA
Molecule: messenger RNA, 1242 nt
Organism: Lachancea thermotolerans CBS 6340
Lineage: Eukaryota; Fungi; Ascomycota; Saccharomycetes; Saccharomycetales; Saccharomycetaceae
Gene: HFL1
Product: Hfl1p
Exons: 1
Coding region: 1-1242 (413 amino acids)
Biological process (GO): transport
Molecular function (GO): transporter activity
Source: RefSeq, a predicted model, not a curated record